Molecule: messenger RNA, 1680 nt
Organism: Tribolium castaneum (red flour beetle)
Lineage: Eukaryota; Metazoa; Arthropoda; Insecta; Coleoptera; Tenebrionidae
Product: vanin-like protein 1
Exons: 6
Coding region: 17-1651 (544 amino acids)
Source: RefSeq, a predicted model, not a curated record
AAGUUGACGCACAACAAUGACACUUUUAAUAUGUCAAAAAAUGUUAACACGCAUCCCGAAAGUUUCCCUUUUGUUAAUUUUACUAUUGGUGAGCACAAGAGCUCAAAAUUUGGUGCACAGACAUCUCCCAAGCAUCGCAGUUGUGGAAUACGAACAAAUAACACAACCAUCUUUCACGACACGAGAUGCACAGAUAAAAAACGCCGAAAAAUACAUUGAGAUAAUAGAUGAACUGUCCAGGAAAUACCAUCUUAUAUUGGUGAUUUUCCCCGAGGCUACUUUAGACUACUUCAAAAGCAAGCAAGACCUCAUUGACAAUGGUGCCGAAUUCAAACAACAUAUUGUACCUUGUAAUCAAACCAACAUCCCAGUAUUCCUCAAAAUGUUGUCAUGUGCUGCCCAAAAAUAUCAUGUGACGAUUGUCUUUAAUUUAAUCGAAAAGGAAGCCCAGAGAGUAUUUACUUCUGAUGCAUUGCUUAACAUUGAUGGAACCCUUGAAUUUAGCCUUAAACGAGAAAAUCGGAUCGGAACCGGCGCUUUACACAACAAACCAGUAGCAUUUGCAAUCCCUGUCCGUUUCAUUUUUAGCAUCGUUUCUGGAGCAUUUCUGAGACAACCUAAUUUCGACUUCACGCCCACAUCUUUCGUCACAGGAUUUAGCUUUUCAUACGAAAAAAUUGUAAAUCGGAACAGCAAAAGAAAUUAUGUUGUUUGUAGCAACUGGAUAUCGCAGUUACCGUUUUUGACAUCACUGCAAGUUGUGCAAAUGUGGGCACAAGAAUUUAAUAUCACUGUGUUUAUGUCGGGAGCUAAUAAUCCUGCAAAAGGACAAGGAGGAACUGCUAUUUACCAUCGGGAAGAUGGGCCUAUUUUGAUGGAAAUUGGUGCAAAAAGAGGGACUAAAGCGUAUGUUUACCAUUUUAUAAAUAACACGUCGGGAGCGCUGGCAGAGAGUGUCGAGGAAAAAAGCGUUGACGAGUUGGCAAAAGAGAUGGAUAAUUUUUACUUAGAACAGGACCCUGAUUUGGAUAGAUACAAAUCGCUAGUUUUAAGAAAAAAAGAAUCUUUUGUGUAUCUUUGCAAUGACAAUGUUAAAGACAAUUAUUUUUGCUGCUCGUUCGACAUUAAACUAUCCAUAAACACCUCAGUUACAAACAAGAAACGAUACACCUACCACUUGGUGGCCUAUAAAGGUUACAAAACCUACCACAAUAUUUUUCGACCUGGAGGCAUUGAAGUUUGUGCCGUGAUCGCCUGCUUAAAUUCCAAACUGAAAUCUUGUGGUCAACGAUUUAAAAACUACGAUGAAAUUGGAUGGCCCGUAACCUUUGAAAAACUCGUUAUUAAGGCAACUUUUGGUAUGCCCAGGAAAGAAAAAAUUUACUACAGUUCACAGUUUCCGAAUUCUUUGCUCAGUUCUAUUCGACCAAUUCAUCCAGACUUUACGUCCUGGAGCUCACAGAUUAUCUUUGACGCUCAAAACAAAUCGUAUCUAGAACGAACAUUCGCUCUUCUCGAGCCCCAAAGCAAAAUACUGACUUUUGGAAUUUUUGGAAGAAACUUUACGUUGCAUGAUCAGAGGUCAAAGGGUCAAAAAUUGUCCUUUCACCCGCUUGGCAUAGUAUUGAGCUUAAUUAUUAUUAAUUAUUAAUAAUAAAACAACGUUCUGUAUGUAUUAAU